Zonotrichia leucophrys gambelii is the source of this 1035-nucleotide messenger RNA. Its product is annotated as serine/threonine-protein kinase PAK 3-like. Gene Ontology annotation, cellular component: cytoplasm. Gene Ontology annotation, molecular function: ATP binding; protein serine/threonine kinase activity. The transcript has 7 exons. The record is from RefSeq and is a predicted model, not a curated record. Gene Ontology annotation, biological process: regulation of MAPK cascade; intracellular signal transduction; protein phosphorylation. Bases 114 to 893 code for a protein of 259 amino acids. Lineage: Eukaryota; Metazoa; Chordata; Aves; Passeriformes; Passerellidae.
CCCAGCACCUGAACUGCUUCUCCUUUCUUCACUGCUCUUUUGUUUCCAGGGGUUUCGGGACUGUUUACAAAGCCACGGACCCAGCCACAGGAGAAGUGGUGGCCCUAAAGAAGAUGCCUCUCCGCAGACGGAGCAGGAAGGAACUCCUUGUCAACGAGAUUCAGAUCAUGAAGGAAAACAGGCAUCCUAAUAUUGUCAAUUACAUAGACAGCUACCUGGUGAAUGAAGACCUGUGGCUUGUGAUGGAAUAUGUGGAUGGAGGCACUUUAACCAGCGUUCUUGUCCGAGUCUUAAUGGAGGAAGGAAUGAUAGCUGCUAUCAGCAAGGAGUGCCUCAAAGCUCUGGAUUUUCUUCAUUCAAAUAAUGUGAUCCACAGAGAUGUCAAAAGCGACAAUAUUCUUCUUGGGAUGGACGGAUCUGUGAAACUGACUGAUUUUGGCCUGUGUGCUCAGCUGAGCGCGGAGCGGAGCACACGGUGCACAAUGCUUGGCUCUCCUUACUGGGUAGCACCAGAAAUCGUGAAAAGAAAGGAAUAUGACACCCAAGUGGACAUCUGGGCCCUUGGGAUUGUGGCCAUUGAAAUGCUGGAGGGAGAACCUCCAUACUUUAAAGAAAGCCCCAUCCAGGCUCAGCGCCUGAUUGCCCGGAACAGGUACCCCCCUCUGAGGAUGCCCAGCAAGAUGUCAAUUCUGUUCCACGCCUUCCUGCACUCCUGCCUGGACACCAACCCCAGCAUCCGCUGGACAGCCAGGGAGCUCCUGCAGCAUCCAUUUUUACGAACAGCCGUGAGUCUCUCUGUCCUGCCUGACUUGAUCUGUGUAGCCAGGAAAGUCUGUCAGACCACAGAAACAGCUCAGGACAGCAGUGCCAACACAGAGCAAAAGAAGGAAUAAAAUUUUCACUCCUUUGUGAGAUUUGCUCCCUUCUCACCCAAUUAUUCCAUUCACUUCUGAAUUAUUGGUUGCUUCUCAAAGAUGCAAAGUCCCAAUUAUGGGGGUUUUGGAAUGGUUUGGAAAUGGGGAAGGGUUUCCUUCA